AUGUCUGCGCGGCUCGUUUCAGAAACCGUCCAGCAGACGCCGCUGGUGAGACAGAAUUGUAACUUUGACGUGGCCGGGGACCUGUGCGGGUACAUCCAGUCCCAGGGGGACGACUUCGACUGGACACAGGACACCGGCGCCACCCCGUCAUCCUUCACCGGGCCGUCAGACGACGUCACAGCGGGACUGACUGGUACUGCAGGUUACUACAUGUACAUCGAGACGUCGACCCCCCAGAGUCGCGGCGACGUAGCCCAGUUGCUGACCCCGCUCCUGCAGCCCACGGCUGAGAGAUGCCUCACGUUCUACUACCACAUGUACGGCUCGACUGUCGGCAGUCUCAACGUCUACAAGGUGGCCAGGGGACAGCAGACACUAGUCUGGACACAGCAGGGAGCUCAAGGGAAUCAGUGGAACUAUGCCGAGAUCGAUUACGACAGCAAGGACCAAUAUCAGUUCGUGUUUGAAGGGGUGGUGUCUCGCAAUUACGGUGACAUCGGCCUGGAUCACAUCAUUAUGAAGUAUGGGCAGUGUAGCGGCAGUACAGCGCAAUGUGGAAGUUCUCUCGGUAUGGAGGAUGGGUCCAUCCCGGACAGUUCCCUCUCAGCGUCCACGUCCAAACCGGGUAACCCAGCUUCGGCUGGACGCCUCAACUCCGCCAACUACUGGUCCCCGCAGGACAGCGACCAGGACCCAUGGCUUCAGGUGUGUGUCUGUAUUCCAGUAGUGUGUAUAUCGCAGUAG
Molecule: messenger RNA, 744 nt
Organism: Branchiostoma belcheri (Belcher's lancelet)
Lineage: Eukaryota; Metazoa; Chordata; Leptocardii; Amphioxiformes; Branchiostomatidae
Product: MAM and LDL-receptor class A domain-containing protein 1-like
Exons: 4
Coding region: 1-744 (247 amino acids)
Cellular component (GO): membrane
Source: RefSeq, a predicted model, not a curated record